This is a messenger RNA of Epinephelus fuscoguttatus (brown-marbled grouper), 2172 nucleotides long. RefSeq names its product zinc finger CCHC domain-containing protein 7-like. Bases 416 to 1909 code for a protein of 497 amino acids. The record is from RefSeq and is a predicted model, not a curated record. NCBI's taxonomy places the organism in Eukaryota, Metazoa, Chordata, Actinopteri, Perciformes, Serranidae. Gene Ontology annotation, molecular function: zinc ion binding; nucleic acid binding. The transcript has 8 exons.
GAAAUCAGUACCCUAUCGUUCACUGUGUGAAGACGCACCUGGUAUAUAGUGAACUUAAAACGGUGAGCGCCCGUAAAGUGCCAUUAUAGACUUUAUUCUACUUGGUUGUGUUUGCUUAUUUAGCCAUUUUAACUGCCCCGGCUAACACAGAGCUAACGGUAGUUGACGUUAGCGUAGCGCCGGUUAGCCUGAUGUUAACCCACGUGUCUGUAUAUUCUAAAUGUUUAUUUACCCACCUUAUAAUAACAUAUUUUAGAAGAAAAGAACACAAUAGCCAGGUAGUUUUAUUUCUGCUUGGUGCUGACUCGCCACUAAGAAAAAGUUGUGGUAAAAUGUGGCGUUAGUCACCGCUGUUACUGCAGUGCGGUGAGCCGUCGUUAGGUGGUGCUGUUUAGCUGCUGUUUGAGGUUGUACUAUGGACUACACCAAGGAAAAUGAGGAUGAGGAUGCUAAGGAAGGCAUCAAAGACGACCUUUAUUUUGUUGAGGACUACCAUAGUUCAGAAGGAGAGGGAGAGAUUGAGUUCAGUCACCAGAAACAUCACAGCAGCCGUAAACGAGCUGCACGGCUCAGCAGGGAAAGCUCCCCUCCUCUUGUCCUGGCGUUCAACAUCACCUCUGGACGGACUCUGCAGCUCAGCAGCCAGAGUACUACCUCUAGUGUGGACUCACAGGAUGAGCAGGAGGAAGAGGAGGAGGACAGUGAGCAGCCCAUCGAGGAUUGGAUGAUUGUGGAAGGAGAGGAUCAGGUGGGAGACACAAGCAUCCAGCUCAACUUGAGCUACUGGAACAGCUCUGAGGAAGACUCUGGAGAUGAAGAUCAGACUGUGGAAUCAGUGAAGGAUACCUGGGCUAUAUCAGAGAAAGACAAGUACGGUGCUGAUCAGUCUCUGCCCAGCCGCUACUUUGUGACAGGUCGCUCUUUGACCUGUAGCAUCUGCAACAGGACGGGACACCUCGCCAAAAGCUGCUACUACUACAAGCAGAAAUUUCCCACCUGUGUCCUAUGUGGCAUCCAGGGCCACAUCCAGAGGGACUGUCCCGGCCGCCCCUGCCCCCGCUGCGGACUGCCUUCCCAUGGCCUCAGGCCCUGUGAAAGGCCCCCGGUAUGGAAGCAGCACUGCCAUCGCUGUGGGAUGUUGGGGCACCUCUCUGAUGCCUGCCCUGAUACGUGGAGACAGUACCACUUAACAAUCCGGUUAGAGCUUCCAGUCAGGCCAUGGACAGUCCACACCCUUAAACAUAAGAAAUGCCCUGCUCAUUGUUACAACUGCUCUAAGAGGGGACAUUAUGGCUAUGAGUGCACUAAGAAGAGGAUGAUCAGUGGGACUUUUCCUUUACUGCCCUAUGUCUGCCACUAUGACCAAGUUGAGGACAUCCUCAAACAUUGCACCGGGAAGCAGAGAAGAGCCAAAGAACUUUUAAGUGCUGGUUCGCUCCCUCUCUCAGACCAGCAACACUUGUGUGAACUAACAGGCGAGAGCGGUGAGGACAAUCAGCCGGUCCAGGGGAGGAGCAGCACAAAGCAGGAGACAUGUAGCAGCGCCGGCAGGAGGAAGACGUGGCCAGAGAGGCGCAGAGAGAGACGGGAGGUGAAGAAGCUCAGGAGAGAGGCUCAAGCCAGACGAGAAGGGGGACUGCUGGGGAGAUCCCAGAACAACUUUGAUGAUGAAAUUUGCCAUGAAGACCCCUUCCAGUCUGCACUACACAGUCACAAGCAGUCCGCACCCCCUCCUCAGAAGAAGAUAAGGGAUGAGCCAGGUGGUCGGAGCAGGAAGAGCAGAGAAGCUGAGAGGUGGAAAAAGAGAGGAGGGAUGAAACGUGGGGAUUUAUAUCCCCAUGGUGACACUGACGUUGCCAGUCAAAACCUUCUUUCCCCAAAACAAAGAGUGCGCCACCGACGAAGAUAACGUGUCAUUGUUUGUAUUUAUUCUCAAGGACUAACAACUGUAACUGGACAACAAAGAUUGUUCAGUAUUUGUCUUUCAUUGAUUCCUUUAUUUAUUGUCAAUAAAAAAACUGUAGAAAAACAUAUACAGUUGAAGGUGCUCAUCUGUAGCGUAGCUGGUGUGAAUGUACUUUUGUACUUUAACCUUGUUCUGUAAGUACAUCUACUGUUAUAGUGGCUGGGUCGAGCCAAAUUUUUUGACAUUGAGUUUUAUUAAAAGUGAUU